This is a messenger RNA of Brettanomyces nanus, 1086 nucleotides long. RefSeq lists its product as uncharacterized. Gene Ontology annotation, biological process: L-tryptophan biosynthetic process. Gene Ontology annotation, cellular component: cytosol. Bases 1 to 1086 code for a protein of 361 amino acids. NCBI's taxonomy places the organism in Eukaryota, Fungi, Ascomycota, Pichiomycetes, Pichiales, Pichiaceae. Gene Ontology annotation, molecular function: anthranilate phosphoribosyltransferase activity. The transcript has a single exon. The record is from RefSeq and is a predicted model, not a curated record.
AUGGGGAAAGCACUUAGUACAUUCAUCAAGGCUUUACUAAUAGAACCCCCUAGUCUCUCUUUGGACGAUUUUGCUAGAGCCCUCAGACUAAUUUUCGAUGGCGAGGCCAACGAUAUAGAGACUGCCUCUUUUCUUACAGCCAUUCGGCUGAGGAAGAUCGACUUCGACUCCGAGUUCAUCGCCACUGCUGUCGAAACCAUUUUGGAGUACUCUGAUACCAUUGAUGCAUCUUCUGUUGCAAGAGAAGGUUAUAUUGACAUUGUUGGCACUGGUGGUGACUCGCAGAAUACCUUCAAUGUCUCCACAUCUGCUGCCAUUGUCGGUGCAGGGAUGGGAUUGAAAGUAUGCAAACAUGGAGGUAAAGCAUCAACGUCCACUUCAGGUUCCGGUGAUCUCAUGUCCGAGUUGGGGGUCAAAUUAAUGAAGGUAAAUGCUGAAACUACUCCUAUCAUUGUUGGAGAUUCGAAUUUAUGUUUUCUAUUUGCCCCUGCUUUUCACCACGGAAUGGGGAAAGUGGUCAAUGUGAGGAAGAAUUUGGGAAUCCCAACUAUUUUCAACAUUCUUGGCCCUCUUUUGAACCCAAUUCCGCUCAAGGCUCGAAUUUUGGGUGUCUACACUGAGACUUUGGGAGAAACUUACUGCAAAGCCGCUAUCAAAUCCGACAAGAAGAAAGGCCGGGUUCCAGCAAACACUAUGGUGGUGUACGGAGAGAUCGGAUUAGACGAGAUUUCUCCUAUUGGAAAGACCAAAGUAUGGAAGUACAAUAAAACAAACGAUUCUAUAGACACUUUCACGAUUUCUCCAGAAGAUUUUGGUUUACCGGAGCAUUCUUUGGACUUGGUGCGAUCUGGACUUGCUGUUGAAAAUGCCAGGGUUCUCAAAGACAUCUUGAGUAAUAAAGUCGACACCUUACCUGGGCAUAAUCCUCUCGUUGACUACAUAUUACUGAAUGCUUCAGCACUUGCUGUGGUGGGAGGACUUACAAAUGAUUGGAAACAAGGUGUCAAACUUGCCAGCGAUGCAAUUAUUUCUGGGGCUGCUCUUAGGGCCUUGGACACAUUUGUUGCAAGUGUUGAUCGCUUGUAG